Manduca sexta (tobacco hornworm) is the source of this 5005-nucleotide messenger RNA. It is a transcript of the gene RIC-3, whose product is annotated as probable serine/threonine-protein kinase kinX. Gene Ontology annotation, cellular component: intracellular membrane-bounded organelle; neuron projection; neuronal cell body. Bases 247 to 2766 code for a protein of 839 amino acids. The transcript is spliced from 14 exons. Gene Ontology annotation, biological process: protein localization to cell surface; synaptic transmission, cholinergic. The record is from RefSeq and is a predicted model, not a curated record. Lineage: Eukaryota; Metazoa; Arthropoda; Insecta; Lepidoptera; Sphingidae.
CACCGGCUUUCUGCAUAAAGAAGAUUUGCGGACGCUGCCGUAACGCGAAAAUUCGGAUCGCUCCCGUAGCGGCGCGAAUCCGGCCGGGAGAGGGCGCAUUGACAGCUGUCACUGGGCGCUAUUUCGCUUUCUUCGCGGCCGGACGUGGGAGGAAAUCGUUUAUUUUUAUCACACACGACGAUGUUCCCGUAGAGUGCGACCGGCUGUGUACGUGCGUGACGAAACGAUCGAAAACAAGACGACAAAAUGCCGAACGAGGAGGUGUUGGGUCCGCGGAAGACGAUGUUCGUACUAGUGAUUGUUGUGGGAUGUUUCGCGGUGCUGUGGCCCAGGAUUCUGUCGCCGCUGAUCUUGGGCCACUCGCGGGACCAGCUCAAACCGAACGCGUUCGACCGGGAGGCAGGAUGCUGCGAAGUGAUGUUCGAGACAGAACUGGCGGUAUUGGAACUGAUCAACGAGGUAUGUAGUUCAGCAGUCCAUGUGGACGGAAAGCUCUCUCCAUACGCCGCUGCGGAGUGUCGCAAAGCCGUCAACGAGACCUGCGGAGUAGAUAUAGCGGCAUUCCUAAAACGAACUGAGAAUAUCGGCAAGACCUCCAAGAAACUAGUCGAGACUAUGAAGAACAGCAACUCCUCGUGCCUUAAGGAGCAUUUUGGCGUGCCCGUCUGGAGUCUCGCUCCUCACCAGGCGUUCAACUCAUGGACCCUACAAGACACUGUGAAACAAGAGCGUCCUCUGAACCGCGGCGCAGGGCCGCAUCCAGCACUGCGAGAGCGGGGCCGCGCGAUCCCCCAGGGCGUGGCCCCCGCGAGACCCGCGACGCCGAUGCCGCCCCACGUUCGGGUACGAUCCUCCCCGCUAUCAGUGUACUAUGAGCUCGACAUCAAGCCACCACCAAUCCCGGGCAUGCGGCCCCCGCUCGGCUCGCCCGGGGGUCCGGUGCCCACGCCAAAGUCGUCCAUGGGGUUCGUCAUGCCGAUCUACACGAUAUGCAUCAUAGUGUUCUUCGUGUACACACUUAGCAAGAUCCUGUUCAAGCGCACCGCGUCCGCCUACGAGCCUGUGAGUCCCGACCCCCACUUCAGGAGCAGGGUGUUCCGCGACGACUCCAGGACGUCGCCCGACAAGCUCGGACCCAAAGAGAGGGACACAAGGGAUGUUGAACUGGAGGCGCUGCGGGCGCGGCUUGCGGAGACCGAGCGCGCCAUGCAAAGGAUCGUCGGCCAACUGGCUCAGCGCGACGCGGAGGCCCAGGAUGAGCAGGCUCGCCCGUACACGAACGGUACAAUACUUCACAACACCGGCCCGGUGCAUAUCGUCGCCAGCGAAUACCAGGAAGCAUCCAAGGAAAAGAGUCCUGAACCUCAGAAGGAAAUGCCAGAACCUUCACCUGAGGUGAAGGAACCUGCCCCUGAAUCUGAAAAGCCUCUGUCAAAAGAAUCUUUAGAGACGAAAGAGUCUGAGGAAUUAGAGGCUGAAAAACAGGAAGAAUUGGUUCAAGAAAUACCUGCAAUACAAUCUGAAGAAGCAGAGAAGGACGAUGUUAAAGAAGAGAAGGGUCCAGAACAAAAUGACUUAAAACUCGUUGCUGAUGAAGAAGUAGACGAGAAUGAUGGCGAAGCUAAAUCCGAUAAAGAAGAAUCGGGUUCAGAGCCAGAGUUAAUAGAAAUUAAUAAUAAAGAGGAUGAACUGAUUAAAUUAACAAACGAUGACGUAGAAAGCGAUGACUACGUCAAAGUGGUACAGGAUUUCUUGAACGAGGAAGCUAAAGUAGCCGGGAAAGAAGAGAAACAAUCGACUCCGGAUCUCCUGGAAGAAGCUAUUAAAGAAGACUCACCUGAUAAACCUGAGGAUGACCAGGAAAAUGCUAGUGUAAAGGUAUUACCGUUUGUGAAGGAGAUGUCGCCAAACUGUGUUUUGUUACAAAACUGUACGGCGCUCAGUGUGGUAGGCAUGGAGGUGACGGCGCACACGGCGGACGGCGGCGCGCUGCCCCGCGCUCCCCCGCCGCCCGCGCCGCCCGCGCCUGCGCCCCCGCGCCCGCACGAGGCGGAGGAAGUGAAGUCGAUAUUCCUGGAGACGGAGAUUCCGCAGAAGUCUCGGGUCCUCGUCGCGGACUUCGUCGAAGACAGGCCCGAAGAAUCCGCGCCCAGUAGCAAUUCCCCAAUGGUGGUGAGCGGUAAAAUGACCUUGUCACUCAUACAGGACGCACCGAGAGACACUCCUGAGAAGGAUCCAGAAUCAACAGUGGAUGAUUUCACAACAGCUAGUGCGAUCACUCAACCAGCCGCUGAUAAACAAAUUGAAGAAGAGUCCGACGAAGAAAUAGAAAUCGAAGAAGAAAUAGAAGUGGAAGAGAUCGAGGAAGAGGAAGAAGUUGAAGAGAUUGAGGAAGACGAAGAGAACGAACCGGUGGAGGCGGAGAAACCAGAAGCAAAGGAACCAGUCAAAGUGCAAGAAGUAAAGGAAGCUGUUAAAGUACAGGAAGAAGUAAAACAAGCAGAAGAAGAUUCCGAAGAGGAGGUAGAAGUAGAUGAAGAUGAGGAACCAAUACAAGAUUCGAAAGUUGAACCGGUUAAAGAACUAGAUGCCGAUAAAGAAGAAGAGUAUUCUGAGGAAGAAAUUGAGGAGGAUGAGGAACCAGUGGAAGAGUCAGUUAAGGUAAAGGAACCAGUGAAAUUAAAAGAGCCAGUUAAAGGAAAACCAUCUGUAGAACAUUCAGAAGAUGAUAAGGAACAGAAGAAAGCGAAAGGAGAUAAAGAAUGAACUGAUAGGAAUUAACUUGUAGUGAGAGAAUGUUUGGUGGUUCUGUAAAUAAAAAUAUUAAACAAGUAAAAUGGAUUCAAAUAAAAAUACCUACAUUAUUUGACCCAUUAAAUGGACUCCAAAGAAGGAAUUAGGAAGGCAUAAUAUUUGGGGACCACCGAAAAAUUUUCAUGUUUGAAGAAAAAAUACAUCAGGCAAAAACAACAUUAGUAUAUUUUAUACGGAACCACUAAACAGUUAUUUUAUUAUUAUCUUUAAAUAUAAUUUUAAAAAUGUUUAUUUUUGCAAGUUAUAUUUUCUUAUGCUUUCGCUCGUCACGUUAUUUUUUACAAUUAUAUUUUUACCUUCGAUCGUCGUUUCAGAUGUAUAUUUUGUGCAAAUGUGGCCGUUCGCUUGUAGUAUAAGAUUUUAAGUGUGUUUAUGGACGUGGCAAUUUCUGGGGCAGAAUUUAUCAAUAUAAAAAAAGACCCCGAAAUUUUAGGCCUUGACAAAUAUAGUAAUAGUAAAAUUACUAUACUAAAAAGAUUUACAAUUACUCAGGUUUGCCUAUGGUCCUCAAUGACAGCAAAAAUUAGGAUUGUAUAUUCAUCAAUCGAAAAUGAACCAAUCAAAACAAGUAAUUAGUACGCCAUCAUUUAAUUCCGAUUUUUGCAUUCAGUGAUUUGAUAAUUAUCUAUUCAUUUCGAUUGAGAGAAUGUAAGGCACGGCAUAAUGAUGCCUCAGUAUGCUGUGAAAGUGCGUCCAUGAACAUGGAACUACGAAUUUAGCAUUGCUCUCAGUGUUCGAUAUUUUUGUGCCAAAUUUACUUCGAGCUUUUUAAUUUUUGUCAUAGUUGACCCCACACAUUUUGUAUUACAUUAACACCCCAUUGGCAAGUUUCCGGUUUAAACUACGAUAUUUAAAGAACCGGAAUGAGGUAGCCAGAUUAAUGACUGGUUAUUAUGAGUUUCACAGUUAAUGCGUCAUGGUGAAGAACACAAUGCAUUACCAUGUACUUGUAAUUUAAAGUUUUGAAAGAUUGUUUUUCGAAAACGUUGCUCGUCUCAUACUGUUCAAUUACAUAUUUUAACUUCUUAAUAUAUAUAUUUCAAUGGGGUGAUAUAACUAUGUAUCAAUGUGUCAUUUAUAGGUUAGCGGUGAUGGACACGGCUGAGAAAAAAUCGAUUAAAUAUUGAAAGUCUGACUUAUGAUCAGUCGCAUAGAGUUUAUAAUAACGCAAGUGUAAUAUUAAGUGGAGCGAAUUUUUUUGUUAUGAUAUAUUAAAUCUUAUAGUAGAUAAAAUUAAAUGGGGUUUUAAUUGUCUUCGAUUAGUUCAAUUGCCGGCACUCCGUCAGCGCUGAACCUUUAAAUUCACAGUCGCUGCUGGUCAUGGUUGAUGACGUCAUUUGUCGUUUCUUAGGCUGUCUUGCCAAAAUAUUUGUGGAUUAGUAUAGACAAUUUUUUUACCCUUAGCAAAUCUAAUUUGUGGCAAAUCUUCCUUCCAAAUGUUUAGCCAAAUUUUUACAAUGUUUUCCUAUUAUACACUAAUGUAUGAAUUAUAGGUAAUAAUAUAAAUUAAUAUUGUAUGAUCGCUUGCAAAAAAUAUUGUAUUAAACUAUAAUUAACAAGUUUCUUUUAGAAUCUAUUAUGUACAAUUUCUUAGAAUAUAAGAACCAGUUAUGGAUGUGCCGACGUAUAAUUAUCAAAAAAGGGUUGGAUUGAUCCUACAAAUUUUUUACAGCGAUUUUUCUUGCAAGCGAUUUUUCAUUAGUAUCAUGCCCCAACCUCUACAUGUGUUAAUGUAUUGGGUGUGUUAGAAUAGACGGUAAUUUUGCACUGGCGUGUAGUUUUUAUGCAUUUAAGUUUAUAUCUUUGUGAUUUGUUAAGAAAAACAUUAUUUAUUUUGUUAUAUUUUUUUGCGGAAUGAACCCUUUAUGUGCGAAAUUUUUCGUCAAUAUUUUAUCAUACCUCAUUAUGACGGUUAGGUCUCUGGGGUAAAGUGAUACAUCGCAUAAUAAGGGUGAAAAUAUUUAUUUUUGAAUGUUAACUAAUUUAUAUUAUUGAUUGUAAAUUUUUGUUUAAUGUGGAAAUGUUUUUAGACGUUUUAUAAUCGAGUGUAACUUAUUAAUACAUGGUAUUCAGCAUUCCUUGUCUUUCUGAAUGUGUAGUAGAUCCAGAUCAGAUUGUCUAUUUAAAUGUAAACAUACACAUUUCCGAUAUGUAUUGCUUGUUUUAGUUGUAAUAAAAUAACAGUAAAAAA